AUGAAACCAAGCCCCUUCGACUCCGACCCGCUGCCAAAAGGAAACUCUUUGGAUUGGGAGCAGCCUUACUACAGAACGAAGCUGGGCCUCAAGCUUUGCCACCAACUCUCCAAUAGACUUCCAGAAGAACUCGAGUCCAUAGAGUGCUUGAGGGACGUUGCCAAGUUCGUCUUGGUCACUGACUCGAACAUAGACGUGUUGUACGGCGCAAACUUCCGCCAAUCUAUCGCCGCCUCCUACCAAACCUCUCCACCCUCGUCGAGAAAAUACCUGUACUACGUGAUCCAGCCGUCGGAAUCGAGUAAGUCCAGAGAAACCAAGGCGAACGUCGAAGACUGGAUGAUCCGCCACACAUGCAACCGAGAUACUUGUAUAGUAGGUACGAGAAAUUUUCUGUGGGCCGUCCGCAGCCACUCUGUUGUACACAAACACCUCAGACAGGGUGCGCGACGACGCCGUCCGCUCCAAGUCGUCUUACUGACUGCCCCGUGCGCGGCUGCUUACCAUCAACGAGCGAUUGGCGGUGGAGUCGUGGGCGACGUAGCUGGAUUCGUAGCUGCCACGUUUUUGCGGGGAAUUCCUUUCGUACAAGUUCCAACGACUUUAUUGGCCAUGGUCGACUCCAGCAUCGGGGGAAAAACCGGCAUCAACACGCCCCAGGGCAAAAACCUGAUCGGCGCCUUCCAUAUGCCAGCCGCCGUGCUCGUGGACCUGUCUUUCCUAACGACGCUUCCCCUUCGCGAGUUCUACAACGGCAUGGCUGAAAUCGUCAAAAUCUUCGCCGCGUGCGACGCCUCCGCGUUCGACGAGGUUCGACACCUCUCCCAAUUUUUCCCCGGCACUUCGGACCGCGCGGAGCGAACUCCGAGCGAAAUUCUCAGCCGCCUGCCUUCCCGACUGAUAUUCCGUGCCAUCGAAAUCAAAGCCUACGUCGUUUCAAAGGACGCCACCGAAACGUGCCUUCGGUCCAUCCUCAACUACGGGCACACGGUGGGCCACGCUAUCGAGGCCAGCGUGAGCCAUAUGUUGCACGGUGAAUGCGUCUCCGUCGGCAUGAUCUUGGAAGCAAAAGUAGCUCAGGCCUCCGGACACCUGGUCGACCCGCUCGCCAUUCUAAACCUCUCCCAAUGCCUCAGGAACUGCCACCUGCCCAUAGAACUUCCAAAGGAGCUGUGCCCCGUUAGAGAAAUUUUAGGAUUAAUCAAAAAAAUGAAACUCGAUAAAAAAAAUGCUCGUCAACGCAUUCGAAUGACGAUGCUGACCCGAAUCGGACAUUGCCUUCCCCAACCUGUCCCUGUCAACACCCACGUGCUGAGAUCCGUACUGCACCCAUUCGUUUGCAUCCUCCCACCCCCUCCUGAACGCGAAGUGCACGCUGCCGCCACACUCGCGGCUCCGGGGUCGAAGUCAAUCUCCAACCGAGUCUUGGCCAUGUGCGCCUUAGGACGCGGCACCUGUCGGAUCAAGGGACUGCUGCACGCAGAAGACACCUACGUCAUGAUUCAGGCGCUCAAGGACCUAGGCACCUCCAUAGAAUACGACCAUUCUGACCGCACCUGGACAGUUCACGGAUCCGGCGGAAAGCUGACGCCUCGACGCUCUCCCCACCACCUCCACCUCGAAAACUCUGGCGUGACCUCCAGAUUCCUGACGACCAUCUGUACCUUGCUCGCAAAAGGUACCAAAACCGUCAUAACUGGAUCGAACAGACUCAAAGAGCGCCCCAUCAAGGACUUGGUCGAUGCGUUGAUAAACUGCUCUCGCGAAAUCAGGUACUUGCAAGAUGAAGGAUCCCUCCCCAUCGAAGUCACGGGAACGCGUUCCCAAGACGACGACGUCCAAAGGAACCCUCAUAUCACGGUCAAAUCGGAACUAAGCAGCCAAUUCGUCUCCUCUCUACUUAUUUCCGCGCCCUAUAUGAGCGGCUCUCUCAUGACCAUUCACGCGCCCUCUCGCACCCCCUCGAGCGCUUAUGUUGAAAUGACGGUCGGGUUGAUGAGGCAAUUCGGAAUCAACGUCCAAGUCUCUAAAUCCGCCGAUGCCUGCGAGUCCUCCACCUUCAGGAUCAACUCGGGCGUCUACCAAAACCCCGCCGAAUGGACCGUGGAGCCAGACGCCUCGUCGAUCUCUUACCUGUUGUCAAUCGCCGCCAUCACGGGCGGCCGCGCCUCCUUGCCUAUGGUGCCCGGCCUCCAAGGAGACGCUCAGUUCGCGCUUCAGGUCCUCGAGCCCAUGGGGUGCGCCGUCUCCCUGAACGACGACCGGGUGGAGGUCCGCGGCCCGUCCCUCGUCGGCGGCUCCGGACUCAAAGCGCUCGGAACUAUCAGUAUGGACUCCAUGACCGACGCCUUCAUGGCCGCCUCCGCUCUGGCAGCCGUUGCCUCGGGCACGACGAGGAUCGUCAACGUUGCCAACCAACGCCUCAAGGAGUGCGACCGGAUCCGAGCCGUGGCAACCGAACUGAAAAAAAUAGGCUUUUGUGUAAAAGAGCUGGACGACGGCUUAGAAAUUGCGGGAAUCGGGGGGGACCUGACCAAGCUGCCUCGCCACAACGUCGAAAUCGAAUGCCACAACGACCACCGCAUCGCCAUGUGCUUUGCCGUGCUGGGGUCUAGAGUCCCAAACCUUUACAUCUCGGACAAAGACUGCGUGAACAAAACUUUCCCAACUUUCUGGACGACGCUUCGCGACCAAUUCAAACUGACGCUCCUCCAUCAAGAAUGCCCAACAAAGGCACCUGCACCAGCCCAGUGCCCCCUGCGCUGGCCCCCUAAUUGCGUGUUCGACCCAGCCUCGCCCAUCCUGCUCAUCGGCAUGAGAGGAUGCGGCAAGACGACCAUGGGACAAAACUUGGCCUCUGAGUUAAAUCGCCCCUUCGUCGAUCUGGACCAGGUAUUCGCCGACGAAUAUGGCGCGCCUAUCGGCGAAUUCACCAAAUCGCGCGGCCUGCACGCAUUCCGUUCAAUUGAGACAUCACUCCUCGUAAAAACCGUCCUCGAGCUAUCAGAUCAGCCAGUCGUCAUCGCGGCCGGCGGCGGCGUUGUCGAGACCGAGGAAAACCAAAAAUUCAUCAAGCAAAUCGGUCAACGCGUGCUGAUCAUUCAAAUCUCCUCAGACCUCUCUAGCGUCCACUCAAAUUUAACCGACACCUCUCCUCACCGAGCAGAUCUGGGCGAACAUCUAGACGUCACCUGGCAAAGACGGCAGCCUAUCUUUCUCCAAUGCUCCCACUACGAAUACUAUCUAACUGCAAUCAACAACAAACUCUCAUCGGCCCCUCAACUUUUCUCCGAGUUCGUAAAAAGAAUCCUUCGAGGCCCCGUUCAACUACCUCCCUACUCCCCCACCGGCGGCACCCCCUCAUUCUUCCUGUCCCUGACCCUCCCAGAAUAUGGCUCUUUGUGCGCGAAGACCAUCGCCACCCUCGUCCAAUCUUGCCACGCCCUUGAAGCUCGCAUAGACCUCCUGCAUAACCACCGCAGCCACGACGUCGUCCGUCGCCAAAUCUCGACCCUGCGAGAACUGCUGCACGCCGCCGGCCACUCUCAAAUCCCACUGAUAUACACCGUGCGCACCAAACAACAAGGCGGACUCUUCACCGGCGACGAACGCGAACUCUUCGCCCUCCUGCAGCUAGCCAUCCGGCUAGGGUGCGAAUAUGUAGACAUGGAGGCCUGUUGGUCAAAAGACAGGUCCCAGCUGCUGCUGAACGAAAAGCGAUGCAGCAGAAUUCUAGUUUCAAUGCACGACCUCAACUCAGCCCCCACGGGUCACAACAUACAAUCCAUGUUCGAAAAAUGCCUCUCACUCGACAACGUCGACGUCGUCAAAGUCGUCGCCUCCGCACAAGCACACACCGACGGAAUUCACGAAAUGUUAGAAGUGUCUCGACGCAUAAAAAAUGCCUUUCCACGCAUUCCCAUGAUUUCUAUUGUCGCCGGUGAACAAAGCAAACUGACGAGAAUCACAAACAGCUUUCUCACUCCAGUCACCCACCCUCUACUACCAUUCAAAGCCGCACCGGGACAAUGCUCUGCAGACGAAAUCAUGUCUCUAAGAAAGAUGCUGGGCCUUCGGUAA
This is a messenger RNA of Schistocerca gregaria, 4080 nucleotides long. RefSeq lists its product as uncharacterized. The coding region runs from base 1 to 4080 and encodes 1359 amino acids. Gene Ontology annotation, molecular function: 3-dehydroquinate dehydratase activity; 3-phosphoshikimate 1-carboxyvinyltransferase activity. Gene Ontology annotation, biological process: aromatic amino acid biosynthetic process; chorismate biosynthetic process. The transcript has a single exon. NCBI's taxonomy places the organism in Eukaryota, Metazoa, Arthropoda, Insecta, Orthoptera, Acrididae. The record is from RefSeq and is a predicted model, not a curated record.